This is a messenger RNA of Ruditapes philippinarum (Manila clam), 6313 nucleotides long. RefSeq lists its product as uncharacterized. The transcript is spliced from 5 exons. The record is from RefSeq and is a predicted model, not a curated record. Bases 43 to 1206 code for a protein of 387 amino acids. Lineage: Eukaryota; Metazoa; Mollusca; Bivalvia; Venerida; Veneridae.
AAAAAGCAUGAGAUUCCAUCGACUGUAUACAGAUUAAAAAACAUGUUUGGCUUGUUAAUGUAUGUCAAGUCACAGUCUAUUAUCGUCAAUGAUCAAUGGACCAAAAAGCCUAAAUGUAUAUGUAGUGUGAAUACAUUAUUGAGCAACGAAGAAGGAAAAUAUCUUUUGGACGCUCAGAUCAGGAUAACUCAGGAAUUCAUUCAGUCACAGGAGGCACAGAAAAAGAAGAGUGCAGAAACAGCAGACAAGGAUAUUGAAGCAGAAGUCACUGUGGACUGUGUCAGAAAUCAGAGUCAGAUUUCUUUAUCCGAUGAUAAAUUACUCCAAAUAACAAGGAAAAGUGGGAAAAACUUGAACGAAAUAUAUGACAAGUAUUCUGAGCGUUUCCCUGAUAUGUAUGUGCCCAAGGAAAGUUGCUCAAAUGACAAUCAGUCAGUGUUUGCUGAGAAACGGUCUUACGAUUAUAUGGAUAGUGACUCAAAUGGGUUCGAGUCAUUGAAUUCAACAAAUACUGGCUCGGAAACUUCAAGUUUAAGUGUCACAGAAGACGAAGCAGACUCUCCUAAAUAUAGAUCUCCAGGGCUGAGGGAUCUCCUUAGCGACGAUAAAAUUGUCGAAAACACAUCUUGUGGUAUAAACACGUCUUGGCACGUGUCAGAUCAAGAGACAAAUCCAAUACUAAAAGGAAUUCUGAAAGGAAAUACAAAUAAAGAGAAAGUUUGUUCUAAGAUUGAGAAAAGUGUAAGGAAUAAAGACAGAAGUUUUGCUGAUGUAGCAAAUGUGAAAGGAGCAUCUCUUGAAGGUUCAUUUACAAUAUCUAGAGAGAGUUUAGACAGUCAAGGUCAUGCUGCAGCAGGACAUACUGCAGGAGUUCAAUCACCCACAGUGGAUUCAUCAGGACCAGCCAGUUCGUCAGCAGACAGCUCGGAGUGUGUCAGAGUUAAGUCUAGUGUGCAUGGCCGAUUCACCAGUCAACUUGUUAUGAAACACGCUAUGUUGAAACAGACUAUGGAUAGUCAGAAAAUAACUCUAGAGAUCUUAAAAGAUCAGUUGCAGAAGAGCUUGAAUAACGUGAUUCUUAAUCCCAGACAGAAACAAGUUCAUGAUUCUCUCAUUGAGAAAAUUACAGAGGCUGAGAAUCAAGUGGUUGUUCAAGGUCAGCUGUUGGGAGAAUUAGAACAUGAAAUACUUAAACAGCAGAUGUAAAAUCAUUAAAUUGAUAAUCAUCAAUAUCGUCAAAUAUAUUUAUGUUCAUUAUCAGAUAUUUAUUUUGUAUACCAGUAGAUAUGUGCUAUCUUAUGUCAGAUAUAUACAUAAAUUUGCAGAUAUCACACUUUGUUGAUAACUGUCACUAUUCCUUUGACAGUAGUGUAUUUUUGACACUAGGAAUACAUCAAUGAGAUGUUGUGCCAAAAAAAUCUAACAUCUAAAAUAAAAUAAUUAUUGUUUGUUUCCCCUCCCAUGACCCAUGCCUGUUUGGAUAAGUUGCAGCCCCAGAAAGUUGCCCCCCUUGACAAACAGGGAAGACAUCUUUGGGCAAGUGUAAAGAUACCAAUAUAAUUUAUCCCAGUUUGUUUAAUUAUCUACCAUGCAAAAUUAUGAGUCAAUUGUAAUGAUGCUAUUCUCAUGAAGAAACUUUGCAUCCAUGUGAAAUAAAAAAAUUUUGGGUAGUUACGAUUGUUGUGGAUAGGUAGCGGGAGGGGAAACAAGGAAUAUUAUAUUUUAUGCCUUAUUUGAUGCACAUCAUAAGAUAAGUUGUAAAUUUUUUAUUUCAAUCAUAAUGUCAACAGUUUAGUGUAUCUAUAGUACAUGUUAUAAGCAUUAUUUUUUCCCUCCAAAAUAAAUGAGCCGUGUCAUUACAAAACCAACAUAGUGCAGAUUUAGACUAGCUUGCGCAUCCAUGCAGUCUGAUCAAAAUCCAUGCUAUUCGCUUACUAACCCUAUUUUAUAGGAAAAAGCAUGGAUCUUAAUCAGACUGUACAGAUGCGCAGGCUGGUCUAGAUCCAUGUUGGUUGAAAAUGCAUUUUAUUGGUUUUGUCAUGGUAUGACCCACUAAUAUUAUGACUUCUUACAGGAGAUGUUUAUUUCUUGUUGGAGAAAAAAUGUGUUUCACAGAAAAUGUUAAAUGUACUAUGUACCUUUUUACUGGCAUCUUUUCAUCUGUCACAUCACAUUUACAUUAAUUUAUAAAAGUAUAAGUCUGCAUAAGGUGAAAUAGAAAAGAAAAUCUUCAUGAUUAAAAUUACUUGUCAGAUGUAACUAUGACUUGAUGAUUUUUUACAUGUAUUGCAAAAGAUCACAUCACCUAUCUCUGCUAUAAGUUGUUUUUGUUUGUUUGUUUUUUUAAAUAUUAUUUUAUUAAACAAAAAAGGAAAUGAAUUUGAUAAAUUUUACAGUGACAUUCUGCUCAAUUUUUCAUGAGCAAAUUGAUUUGAAUUGACUAUAUAUUUCAAAAGAUUGUUAAAAUGGUGAUUGACCAAUAGUUGAUAAUUGCCAUGUUAUUUGUUGUACAUUAGAAGUAAAUUGCAUUUGAAAGGAAUUAUGAUAGAACUAGAAACUUUGUUUAAAGAUGUAUGAAUCAUUUGAUGCAGGUCUAGACCAAUAACUUGUGUGUUAAUUUUCAGAUCAUUCCCUCUCCCCUUUUUUGCAGAGUCAUCAUUUUUAUUGUGCAAAAUGACCCAAAAGUGUAAAGCUUUACAACUAUUUUCACUCAAAUCGGGCCAAAAUUGUACACACAAAAAUGAUUUAAUUCAAUUCUGAUUACAUUUAUUUUAUCAUCAUUUGCAUUAUUUUUAUUUAUUUAUUUAUUUUUUUCAUUUUAAAUGGUUGACUUGAUAUAUGUAAAUUUUAUUUUAUAAUUUUAUAUUUUUAGGCCUUUUGACCUUAGUGGACUUUCUUUAACUAGAUGGAUAUUUUUCUUCGAUUAAAAAUCAAAAAUGAAUACUUGAUUAUUAUUUUUAGAAAAUGAAAAGCAAUAGUAUUGUUGGGUGCCAUACAUAAGACCAUUUAGUCAAUUUGAUACAAUUUUAGUUUAUGUCCUAAAGUCUCGUUAUCAGAAAGCUUGAUGGGAUUUUUUUUCUCAUGAAUAUUACCAGUAAUUUUUGUUGGUUUAAACUUGUGAAAAAAAGAGAGGGAAUAAAUACUAAAGGUGUACAAUGAUUGUUACUAUUGUUGCCAAAUGGUAUAAUACUUCUCAAUAUUAGUGUCAUAUUAUUUAUAGUGUUAUUGAAUGUUAAGUUUUGAGAGAAGUAAUGAAUUGUAAUAUAAAUAUUUUUCAAUAUUAGUGUCAUAUUAUUUAGUGUUAUUGAAUGUUAUGUUUUGAGAGAAUUAAUAAAUUGUGAUUAAAGGUUAUGUUAUGUGUGAUAUAUUUAUUACCCACAUAAAAUAUUAUUUUUUUCAAUGUUUAAGGGUAUAAAGCUAUAUCUAAUGAAAUAUUUUUUUUAUAAAAUGUAAACUUAUUUUGUUUCCGUAAUAUUAUGGUGGAUUCUUGACAGAUUAUUAACAUAUUUAAGACUAGUGAAUAUUGUAUUGUUUUGAAACAGAAUAAAAUCUUCAGGAACAAAACAUUAUGGCACUAUUAUAAGUAGGGUUUUUAAACCUUUAGCAACGAUUUUGUGCAUGUGCCAUUCCCUAUAUGCAAACAUAAUUAUUGAUUUCUUACAAGUAUUUUUGAAAUUAUUCUUUUCCGAAAUUCAGCCAAUGAUUUAAAACAUCAGGUACCAAAUAAACAACCGUGUAUUUAAUUAUUUACAAUUUAAAUGGAGUGAGACUUAAAAAAAAAAAGUUUGAGAAGCUUACUAAAUUCUAUAUUCCGGUUUAUACUGGACAAGGCGAUUAAAUGACUAAAAUCUCUCCUUUUCACCCGCCAAACUGCACUCUAAGAUGUCCAGUUCAUCUGUCUGUAUUGAUUUAUAUAUGAUAAUGAAUAAAAAAUGUAAGAACCGGAGAGAAAAAUUGAUAUUUUUCUACUUUAUGAUCAUGAUUUCUGCAAGCGUCUAUAGGUACUGCUCCAACACUGUAGUUAAUCAAAUCCAUAUACAUUAUGUAACAUGAAAUGUGCACUUAUGAUUUUCAUAUAAUCCCAUUUCAACUAUUUGUCAACCAUUUUUGUUCCUGUAUUAAGGGCCAUCUGUCACCGAAUUGUGAAAUUUCUACUACAAACAACUUUUCAGACAUUUAUCACUGUAGUUUAGAAUCCUGCCUGGGACAGGAACAUUUUGUUAGGAAGCUAUCAAGUUAUCUUACAGAAAGUCGGAAGUUCCAUUCAGAUGCCUGAAAUAAUGCAAGGAGUGUCACACUAUGUCUUUUUUCUUUAAAAAAAAUAUAAUAAAAAAUCCUGCAUUACAUUCAUAUACAAAUGUAUCAGCAUUACUUUUGUCACAAAGUUUUAUUUUGUUAUGAUAUCAGCACUUCAUAACAUGAACAAUAUGAUAUUUCAAGAAACUGGCGUGUUUAUAUUGUAAUAUUAGGCAGGUUAAAGGUAAGAUUAUAUCGUAUUUGUUUCAAAUCAGGGACAUUUGCUCCCAAAGACACUUGCUAAAGUUUGGAAAAUACUAAACAUAUGUCAAGUAAAUAAUAACACUGUAUUUUAUAUAAAGAUUUUUUGACAUACAUUGUAUUUUUUGUUGUUUUUGUGAAAUUUUGAAGAAACUUUUAUGUUUGUAGCCUGUUCUGUAUGUGGCCUAAAAGUAUUGUAAUUAUAAAUUUUCAUUAUUGUGUAUUCAGGAGGCAGCUUGACAUUGUGUUUUAUUUAUUACCUAUUGUGGCUUACAGUUUUAUUACAGGACUUUUAUGUUUUCAUAUGAUGAUGUCACUAGUUUUGUUUCAUGUCAAUCAUUGAAAUUUUCAAAGCAUUCUUUCUCUGACAAUCCCAAAUGUUCUGAACUUUACUUCAGAACACUGUUUGUUAUGUACUUAUAUGUAUUUUAAAGAAAUACAUUUAAAGAAAUUAGUUUGACAGCUUGGUGUGAAAGGGUCGUAAUUCCUUCUUUAUUUAAUAUGAGUUACAACUCUUUUGCACCAAGUUCUUGUAAUUUGUAUAGUAAUAUAAUAACUACCUAAUCUUUAAUUAGUUAAGUGUUUGCAUUGAUUUCUUUAAGGAUCAUUUUAGAAGGUGUAAAAUGUUCAUAAUUCCAGCACUGUUAUUAGAUGGACCUCUUUACUUUUAACUCAUGUUUUACAAAUGCAGCUUUUUUCUGAAAAUGGGAAAAUCCUUAGUUUUUAUUAUUAAAACUUUUAUUUUAUAUAAAAAAUAACAUUGCUUAACAUGAACUCAGAUGAAAACUAGUCCCAAAUUGUGUUUUGAGUUACCUCCCCUAACAUUCCAUUCACAGACACACAAAAAAAAAUUCUACCCUGACAUUCUGUACAUAAUCACAACUUUUCACUCAUUUACCUCCCGGGACAUUUCAUAUACAUACACAAGAAACCAUUUAUUUACCUCUCGGGACAUUCCAUACACAUCCACAAGAAACCAUUAAUUUACCUCCCGGGACAUUCCAUACACAUCCACAAGAAACCAUUAAUUUACCUCCCGGGACAUUCCAUACACAUCCACAAGAAACCACUCAUUUACCUCUCGGGACAUUCCAUACACAUCCACAAGAAACCACUCAUUUACCUCCCGGGAAAUUCCAUACACAUCCACAAGAAACCACUCAUUUACCUCCCGGGAAAUUCCAUACACAUUCACAAGAACCCUUUCAUUUAUCUCCCAAUGCAUUCAUAUACAUUUACAAGAAACCAUUAAUUUACCUCCUAGGAAAUUCCAUAUAUAUUCAAAAGAAACCACUCUUUUUCCACCUGGGACUUUCCAUUCACAUCCAGAAGUAGUCACUCAUUUACCUUCCGGGACAUUCCAUACAAAUCCACAAGAAAUCACUUUUACCUCCCCUGACAUUCCAUACACAGUCACAAUCCCAGUCCUUAUUCUGUUUUGCUAAAUUUUUAUUUAAAUGGCGAGUUAUUAAAAUGUCUUUGUUGUUUUGUAAUUUAAUGCCAGUUUUGUAGUUAUGCACUGACUAAUAAAUGGACCUUUUUAUAAAACAUGUAAUAGACCUAUUGGCCAAAAGAAAACUUUAUCAACUUUUUAUAAAUGAAAAUAUUAUAUUAAGAUGACUUCUUUAAUAAAAUAUUAAGUCUGUAAUUAUUAUACAAUGUUUAGGAUUGGCAUUAUUUUUUAAACAUGUAUAAUAAUUAUAUAUACAUAUAUUUUUUAUGAUUUUGUAUCAUUAUUAGUUGUCAUAUGUUCCUUGCUACCGACAAGACAUAAUCAUAUUUUCUGCACUAAUAUAUCUUUAUUUGAAAGAAUUUU